Molecule: messenger RNA, 1401 nt
Organism: Papilio machaon (common yellow swallowtail)
Lineage: Eukaryota; Metazoa; Arthropoda; Insecta; Lepidoptera; Papilionidae
Product: zinc finger protein OZF-like
Exons: 7
Coding region: 40-1098 (352 amino acids)
Source: RefSeq, a predicted model, not a curated record
UAUAAAAAAAGGGAACUGAUUACAAAAAAUACUACGAACAUGGAAAGGUUUUAUGUUAUAAAUGAUGUUAAUGAAAAAGUUAUAGAAGAAAUUUUGGAUAGAAGAUUGUCUAUUAAAUACUCUGGAAAACCUAAAAAUAAAUGUAGAUUAUGUAACAUAAUGUUCAAAAGAGAAAUUGAUCUACGAAGACAUAAAACUUUGAAACAUUUUCCGGUAAAAGGGCCGUAUAAAUGUUGUGAAUGUAUUUAUUUUAAAAGUAAUAAUAUAUCCGAGUUACAUGACCAUUGGCAGACACAUAAGAUGUACAAGUGUCUUUUAUGUCCAAACGCGUCCGUAACUGAAGUUCAAAUAAUGCGACAUUUGAUACAAAGACACCAAUAUAUUUUCCAAUGUUUGGAGUGCGAGAAAGACUUUUACACGGGAAGGGACAUAUUUGUUCAUUAUAAUGAGGCUCAUAAUAUUAGCAUAUGUGAUCAUUGCGGGAAAACGUACAAAAGGAAAAAACGUCUAGAGGAACAUAUGAUAAAUAAACAUUUACCUAAAAAAUGUGAUAUUUGCGGUCAAGUUUGUAAAUCCACACAAGCUUUAGGUGCUCAUAAACGUAUUUGCCGUCCUGAUAAACAUUUUGAUGGUAAUGCACCUGAAUUAUCUUAUUGCGUUGAAUGUAAUAAACAAUAUGAAAGUAUUGAGAAAUAUCAAACUCAUCUGAGAAAUUCAGUCUUACAUAAUCCACCUGUACAUGUCUGUAUCCCUUGUCCUGAUUGUGGGAAAACUUUUAGUAGAAAAAUUUAUAUGAAAAAUCACUACAAAUUGGUACAUAUGAAGGAAUCAAAACAUUAUUGUGAGAUAUGUAAUAAGUAUUUCAUAUCUGGAUAUUCUCUACGUACCCAUAGAAAGAGUGUCCACGAGAGGAAAUAUCCGCCCAAAAAUAAGAUAUGUGAUAUUUGUGGAAAAGGUUUUAAUACAAACAGAAUUCUCAACAAUCAUAAACGAACGCAUACGGGAGAAAAACCAUUUCAAUGUUCAUAUUGCCCGUCAGCUUUCGCACAAAAAACAGCCAAAAUUUACCACGAAAAAAAACAUCACAAAGACGUAUGAAAUGAGUACAAAAGGGUUCCAAUCAUUUGGGUGAAAUUUGACUCUUACAAUGUAAUAAAGUUGAAAACUUAUAGCAACAUACUUGUUUGCUCUUAUGACAGUUGUACGAUAUUCGGGGUAGUGUUGACUGAGGCCUAGUUUUACUAAGGACAGUGGGGGUCGAGUUGACUGAAGCCUAGUUUUACUGAGGGCAGUGGGGGCGGAUCUUGAUGAAAUUUGGCACAGAAAAAGAAUAUAGUCCGGAUGAAUCCAUAGGCUACUUAUUACUUUCUUUUUAAAUUCCGCGUAGACGGAGUCGCGGGC